GGAUCACUGCAGAGCUCUGACUCGGGCUUAUGUAUCAGCGAUCUGGAUUACACCGGCAUGCAGCACAUCACUCCACACAUCCCACAGAUCAACGACAGCAUCAGCACACACUGUCAGGACUGGCUGCCCUACUACGGCUUCCCAAGGAAGAGCUGGUAUCUUCCAGCUCCUGAAGUCUCUCCUAAAGCUCCGAUAGAGUUCCAGCUCUUAUCCAGACAGCAGACUCAAUGGGGAACUGUUAAAAUGAGCUUUGAGGUCAAAGGUCCGAGUCACAUGUCUCUGUAUCUGAGUCCUCACGCUGGAGCGUCUCUGAGCGGCUGGUCGUUCGGCGGCGGGAUGCUGCGCCGCAGCGGAGAGAGUUUCAUAUUUUACUCUCAUGGUCUCGACGCUCCGGCCUGGACCUUCUGGAUUGAGAUCUUGAUGCUCAGGUCCUCAGACGUGUCUCCUGAGGAGGGCUUGAUCUCUCUGGCCAUAUCCGCUCAUUAUUUAUCUGGUUCAGACGGAC
Sinocyclocheilus grahami is the source of this 505-nucleotide messenger RNA. RefSeq names its product endoplasmic reticulum metallopeptidase 1-like. NCBI's taxonomy places the organism in Eukaryota, Metazoa, Chordata, Actinopteri, Cypriniformes, Cyprinidae. The record is from RefSeq and is a predicted model, not a curated record. The annotation marks the transcript as partial. The transcript is spliced from 4 exons.